Staurois parvus is the source of this 570-nucleotide messenger RNA. Lineage: Eukaryota; Metazoa; Chordata; Amphibia; Anura; Ranidae. The record is from the annotation of a GenBank genome assembly.
AGUCUUGCACAGGUGUAUCAGCUCCUCUCCUUCAGUCUUGCACAGGUGUACCAGCUCCUCCCCCUUCAGUCUUGCACAGGUGUAUCGGCUCCUCCCCUUCAGUCUUGCACAGGUGUAUCGGCUCCUCUCCUUCAGUCUUGCACAGGUGUAUCGGCUCCUCCCCUUCAGUCCUGCACAGGUGUACCAGCUCCUCCCCUUCAGUCUUGCACAGGUGUGCCGGCUCCUCCCCUUCAGUCUUGCACAGGUGUACCGUCUCCUCCCCUUCAGUCUUGCACAGGUGUACCAGCUCCUCCCCUUCAGUCUUGCACAGGUGUACCAGCUCCUCCCCUUCAAUCUUGCACAGGUAUACCCAGCUCCUCCCCUUCAGUUUUGCACAGGUGUACCGCCUCCUCCCCUUCAGUUUUGCACAGGUUUGUACCGGCUCCUCCCCUUCAGUCUUGCACAGGUAUACCAGCUCCUCCCCUUCAGUUUUGCACAGGUGUAGCGGCUCCUCCCCUUCAGUCUUGUACAGGUGUACCGGCUCCUCCCCUUCAGUCUUGCAUAGGUUUUCUGGCUCCUCCCCUUCAGUCU